AUGUCAGGGGAAUUGUUGCAAAAGUUUCUUGCGUCAAUCGAGCAUGAAGAUGGCAUUAGGAAGAAAGAAAAGAAGGCGAAAUCGAAGUCUGCCGUUAUGAAAAGUAAUGUAAAAAGUCUCCUACAAGCUGCUUCAAAGGGACAGGUUGAAUUAUCGCCAGAAGAAAAUUAUAUAAUCGCGAAACCAAGCACUUCCCGAGGUGACUAUAUCGAUGAUAGAUUGGCUUCUAAGGGUUAUUCACUGAUCGAGCAAGUCAGAGAUUUUAAGCCUCGCGAUUUGAAAAAGCGAAAUCUGAAAUAUGUUAAAUACCAAGAAACGAGAAAAUUAGAUCCUAAGAAAGGAAGAACACUUGUAGAAGAACACUUGAAGAAAAAAGCAGAUCUUCGCUCAUUACGGAAAUCUAAAAAGCAACUUGUUGGGUUAAAGGAGCCGAAGCGAAAUGCGAAGACGGGUAAAAAGAAGAGCAAAAAGUCUGGAAGUGUGUUUUCCGACGCGGAUUUUGCUGCCAUUUCGAAAGCUCCGAAACGGCUCGAAGAAUGGGUUCGUGAGUAUGUUAUGGCACCAGAUAGUAAUGGAGCACUUGCGGUAUGGGUUGGCCCAGUUCCCAUCGUGUUUCUAUGCGCCCAAGAAGUAAUUCAGCUUCUUCUUGAGAGCACUGAAAAUAUCACAAAGCCAGUUCAAUAUGGCAAAAUAAUGGAAUGGAUUAGGACUGUUUUACAACGAUAUCAGGAAACAUUUGCACAGCAGGGAAAAGUUCUCGUUGAGCUUCUUGCGAGAAAAACGGGUCAACCUGAGCCCUUCAACAUAUUCCCAUAUAUUAAACGAUGCGCUUUGGAUAUUAUUUGCGAGACUGCGAUGGGCGCUGUUGUAAAUUCCCAAAUCGGGUCGAAUAAUGAGUAUGUCGAUGCUGUUGGAAGAAUCUCUGAGCUGAUUUGGAAUUAUGAGCGACUCCCAUGGCUUUGGUUGAAGCCAAUUUGGUACGGAACUGGUCUUGGAUUCGAGUUUGAUCGAUUAGUAAAGCUCACCAAUGAUUUCACCAGAAAGGUAAUCGUACGACGCAAAGCCGAUUUUGAUGAGAAAAUCUUUGACAACGCAUACAAUGAUGAUGAUGAUCAAGAAUAUGGACGAACCAAGAAGCUGGCAUUCCUUGACUUCCUUCUUAAAAUGCAAAAGGAGGGAAAAUUGAACGAUGAAGAUAUUCGCGAGGAGGUCGACACUUUUAUGUUUGAAGGGCACGACACAACAGCAAGUGGAAUGGUGUUCACAUUGUGGUGGCUCGGCCAGUAUCCCGAGUAUCAGCAGAAAGUGCACGAUGAGAUGGACAAUAUAUUUGGCGAUGAUUACGAACGAAUGCCGACAAAUGAGGAUGUCAAACAGAUGGUCUACCUUGAAAAAUGCAUAAAGGAGGCCUUGCGAUUAUUUCCAUCAGUGCCCAUCAUUGCGCGAAAAUUGACGGAGGAUUUGAUUCUACCUCAUCCAACGUACGGAAGUGUCCGACUACCUGCCGGCAUGACGGUUGGCGCUUCGCCGCUAGCGUGUGCUCGAGAUCCACGCGAAUACGAGCGGCCUGAAGAGUUCUUUCCGGAUCAUUUCGACGCGGAACGCGUGGCGCGUCGCAAUCCCUACUCUUACGUGCCGUUCGCCGCCGGUCCGCGCAAUUGCAUCGGCCAAAAGUUUGCGAUACUUGAGGAGAAGACCGUGCUUUCAUGGAUAUUCCGCUAUUUUCGCGUUCGAUCGAAAGAGCAUUGGCCCGAUGGUCGUACCGUUCCGGAACUCAUUCUUCGACCCUACGACGGCGUCAAAAUGAUUAUUCUGGUUAGUUUGGUGAUUGGCUACGCAAUUUAUCUCGUCGUUGUGUAUUGUGGGAAAAUUCUCGAAUUGUGGAAGUUGAGUAGAAGAUGUUCGACAAAUUUGAAGAAAAUUCGAGGUCCGCCACACAUUCCACUCAUUGGAUCGGCCCAUCUGUUCAAAUGGGAUUCAUAUGAAUUCACUUUCCAAAUGGAGAAGUGGGCUCAAGAGUUUAUCUUCAGCAAAGCGAAAUGGGGCGAAACGAAAGCUGCCGAUGGGCUUAUCGACGGUAUCAUGACAUUGUGGGUGGGACCAGUUCCGGUGGUGUUCCUCGGCACACCGGAGACAAUCCGACCGGUGCUCGAAAGCAAUUCGAACAUCUCGAAGCCAAGUGAAUAUGACAAAUUGCGCGAAUGGCUCGGCACCGGCUUGUUGACGAGCACCCAUGAGAAAUGGUUCAAGAGGAGGAAAAUGUUGACGCCGACGUUCCAUUUCAGCAUUAUUCAGGAUUAUUUUCCGGUGUUCGUUGCCCAGGGAGAGAUUUUAAUGAAUUUAUUGGAGAAACAAGCGGAUGGCGAUUAUUUCGACGCGUUUCCGUACUUCAAAAAAUGCACAUUGGAUAUUAUUUGUGAAACUGCAAUGGGAAUUCAAGUCAAUGCCCAAUAUGGCCAAAAUAAUGAAUAUGUUGAGGCGGUGAAGAGGAUUAGUGAAAUUUUUUGGAUUCAUGCCAGAUUCCCUUGGUAUUGGUUGAAACCCGUUUGGUAUUUAAGUGGUCUUGGAUUUGAGUUUGACAGGAAUGUGAAGCUUACUAACGAUUUCACAAGACGGGUAAUCGCAGAAAGAAAAGAACUGCGCAAUGAAACUCACGAAGACGGCCGAAAGAAGCAUCGAGCAUUCCUUGAUUUGCUUUUGGAAAUGCAGCUUGAUAAGCAUCUGCUUACCGAUGAAGAUAUUCGGGAGGAAGUCGACACAUUUAUGUUUGAAGGCCACGAUACAACCGCCAGCGGAAUUGGAUUCACCGUUUUAUUCUUAGGAUUUUAUCCGGAAGCUCAAAAGAAGCUUCACGCUGAAAUGGAUGCUAUUUUCGGUAGUGACUCUGAUCGCACACCAACAAUGGAUGAUAUGAAAAAGUGUGUGUACUUGGAGAAGUGCAUAAAAGAAUCGUUGAGAAUGCUGCCGUCUGUUCCGCUCAUUGCUAGAAAAUUGUCAGAGGACGUCACAAUUGAACAUCCCAGUGGAGAGAAGAUAGUUCUUCCAGAAGGACUUACGGCAUGUGUGAGCCCAAUUGCUCCAGCAAGAGAUCCAAGAGCUUGGAAAGACCCUGGCACUUACAAUCCGGACAAUUUCGAUAUUGACGCAAUUUCGGCUCGGGACCCGUUCGCCUAUAUCCCAUUCUCCGCCGGUCCGCGCAAUUGUAUCGGCCAGAAGUUUGCGAUUCUCGAAGAGAAAACGGUGCUGUCGUGGUUCUUCCGGAAAUUCGAAGUGCAAUCAUUGGAUACUGAGGAGAACUUGAGACCGCUGCCGGAAUUGAUUCUGAGACCAUCGAAUGGGAUUCGCAUCAAAAUCAAACGACGCCAUCAAGAUUAA
Messenger RNA from Caenorhabditis bovis, 3375 nucleotides. Lineage: Eukaryota; Metazoa; Nematoda; Chromadorea; Rhabditida; Rhabditidae. The record is from the annotation of a GenBank genome assembly.